AGAUCUUGCGGCUUUCCUCGUCAAAAUAUCGAAAUCGUAUGCGAGUCUCCUUUGCCCAAGCUGAUCGACGUGAUCGAUGUUCCUUUAUCGCAAAUUCCCGACCCUCAGCACAACUAGGACAUACCAAAGGUGGGGAGAAGGGUGCGCAACAGACGUCUUCCAAGUCUCGGGUAGCAAUAUUUGUUGCAUUAGCAAUGGUAUUGCGUAACAGACCUAAUGCUUUGGCUAUUGUAUUGCCGACUCUGAGGGAGAAGCGUAAGUAUCAAGGACAUGACAAGCUUCCGAUUACAGUUUGGAUGAUGGCUCAGGCCUCCCAAGGUGAUUUAUCUGUAGGGUUGUAUUCAUGGUCGCGUAACUUAUUACCACUAGUCGGUAGCAACCCUCAGUCAAGGGAUCUCAUCCUGCAGUUGGUUGAGAAAAUUUUGUCGAAUCAAAAUGCUCGGACUAUACUUGUAGAUGGAGCUGUUGAAGAGGGACCACGACUGAUUCCACCUCUUUCAUUUGAGAUCUUGCUGCGGCUUACAUUCCCUGCUUCAUCCGCAAGAGUAAAGGCUACAGAGAGGUUUGAGGCAAUUUAUCCUUUGUUGAAGGAAGUGGCUCUUGCCGGUGCAUCAGGAAGCAAGUUAAUGAAACAAGUCACUGAACAGAUAUUCACUUUUUCUUUGAAAUUAGCUGGAGAAGGAAAUCCUGUUUUAGCCAAGGAAGCUACAGCAAUCGCUAUCUGUGGAACUAUGGAGAGCUUAAGGCUAAAGAACGAAAAAGCCAUCACUGAAGGAGGAGCCAAUGGUUCUCUUUACAAAGAAGCUGACAAGUCUUGCAGAGUGAUCUCGGGGAGACUCUCCCGUGGAAGUGGCUGCCUCAAAGUAAUUGUUGCGCCACUCUGGAUUGCUGUCGCUGCCGGGGUUUUGGUUGGUUGGUUUUGGAGGCCCAGGUGGGCUUAUCUCGACACAAAAACCUUGUCCGAUGAUUCUUCACCUAAAUUCUUCAACUUCACCUCCUUCAAGCUUCCCACUUCCAUCCUCAAAACCUCUUCUCACGUUAACCCCAGCCUUUCUUCUCCCCAGGCUGCUGAGAAAGAGAAAUCUGGGUUUGUUACGGACGAUGAUUUUAGGCAUCUAUGGAAGUUGGUUGAGGUCAAAGAUGGCGGCCCUGCUUGGAUUCAGAUGAUGGACCGAUCAACUCCUACCUUCUCUUAUCAAGCUUGGAGGCGAGAUCCUGAGAAUGGGCCUCCCCAGUACCGUAGCAGAACUGUGUUUGAGGAUGCCACUCCCGAGAUGGUGAGGGACUUCUUUUCGGAUGAUGAGUUCCGUUCCAAGUGGGAUGAUAUGCUUUUGUAUUCUUCUACUCUCGAGCGUUGCAAGAGCACGGGCACUAUGGUUGUGCAAUGGGUGCGCAAGUUCCCUUUCUUUUGUAGCGACAGGGAGUAUAUUAUAGGCCGUCGAAUAUGGGAUGCUGGCCGAGUCUUUUACUGCGUUACAAAGGGAGUACAAUACCCGUCUGUACCUAGACAAAACAAGCCAAGGCGAGUCGACUUAUACUAUUCAAGCUGGUGUAUCCGUGCAGUUGAAUCAAAAAGAGGCGAUGGUGAGAUGACAUCAUGUGAGGUACUACUAUUUCACCAUGAAGAUAUGGGAAUACCGUGGGAGAUUGCAAAGCUCGGGGUGAGACAGGGGAUGUGGGGUGCAGUGAAGAAAAUUGAGCCAGGCCUACGUGCAUAUCAGAGGGCCAAAGCAGCGGGAGCAGGUUUAUCCCCAAGUGCCAUAAUGGCUCACAUCAACACCAAAGUGAGUGCAGAGGAGUUCAUGAAUGAGAGGGAUUCGAUAGCAGAGGUUACUGGAGAGAAGCCGACAGGGAAAAACAUACCAAAGAUACUAGUGGUGGGAGGGGCGAUUGCCCUUGCAUGUACACUGGACAAAGGGCUGUUGACAAAGGCAGUGAUAUUCGGAGUAGCCAGAAGAUUUGCAAGAAUGGGGAAAAGGAUGUAGGAGAGUGUACAUGUAAGUAGACAGAGAGCGAAUGAGGGAAUGAGAGAGGUGAAAGCAGCUCUUGUUUUGCAAUUUGAAUGGUGAAAGGCUGUCUCUUUAGUCUUGUCUUGGUGGAUGUAUCAAACUAUCAAUCAUGUAAUAGGAAAGAGAAAAAGAAGCAGAGAGUUAUUCUUUCGGUGUUGAAUUUCUGAGAGUGCGGAAGGAUAAUUCCACCGCCCUGCGCUGCUAAUAAACAUCUCCAUCUUUA
This is a messenger RNA of Arabidopsis arenosa, 2232 nucleotides long. NCBI's taxonomy places the organism in Eukaryota, Viridiplantae, Streptophyta, Magnoliopsida, Brassicales, Brassicaceae. The record is from the annotation of a GenBank genome assembly.